AAACAGCACACCGGUUGCACGCACGCAGGCUGGCGCUGACACAUACUAGUAGCGACUGGCCCCAGUAGCCGCUAGAAGAUUCUCACCCACGGGCACUGCCUUUUCCCAAAAGGCGGAAAGAUGGGGCAGGAGGCGGAUGCGGAUGAGCAGCUGCAGCGGCGGCUCCGGCGGGUGUUCGCUGCCGAGGAGCGGUCGUUCCGCAUGGAUCGGCGCUCGCCGGCCGCCGCCGACCUCCGCUCCGCCGUCGCCGACGUGCUCCCCCGAUUCCUCGGCAACUACUCCGACGAGACCCUCGCGGAGUACAUUGUAAUUUUAGUUUGUAAUGGGAAACAUCAGUAUCAAGCACGCGAUGAUUUGGAGGCCUUUCUUGGUGAUGAUAGUGCAAAAUUUGUUGCAUGGCUUUGGGGUUACCUAAGCAAAACGGCUGUAGCACUGGCUAAUGAUUCUAGCGUGCAACAUAGGCUGGAAAAUGAAAGUCAGGACCGGAAUGACAAGAAAAAUCUUCUGGUCUCAAAAACCCAACCCGGGGAGGCUCAUAUUGCAAACUCAAAUAUCUUAGUACCACAAGAGCAUAAUGGCCUUCACAAGCUUGAUUUAAGUAAGGGACAAAAUGUGGCCCAGCGACGCAUUAGUUCAACUGUUACCAUUUCCCCUAAAAUGGUGGCUGGUGACGAAUGUUAUCGGGAGGGCCAGCAUCAGAAGAAAGAUUGGAGUUUAACAGGUGGCAGAAGUUCCUCCAUGCGGCAGUCUGGUGUAGCUGCAAAGACUGAACAUACAUUGAUGCAAGAGGAACCCCAUGAUGAGCAUCUUGGCGGAAAUUCCUCCACAAGACGUUUGCCUGUGGCCAUGGGAACUGAUGAUGGUGAAGUGCCAGAAUCCAUGAGAAGGCCCCGCAAUGUUUGGGACAGGCUAGGGAAGCCUGCUAUGGAGGAUCAAGGUUUAGCUACAGAAGCUGACAACAUGCAUGUUGAAAAUAUAAUGCAUAAGAAGGCCAAGUUAAUGGUGUCUGAGCAUGAACGAAGAUGCCGUGUUAACUCAAGUACGGAAGGCGAUUUAUUUGACAGAUCAAAUUCUGGAAACUUUUCCAGUAGUUACCCAGAUGUCAAUACAGCACACGCACAUGAGCCCGGGGAGAAAUCCAACAGAAGCAGGCUGACCGGUCGGUUGAAUUUUGGUGAUGUGGAGCGUAAUCGUCAUCAAGUUAGAGAUGUUAUUAGCCAGAAGUCUACUUCAACUCCGCCAGUGAAAAGUUUUGUUUCACAAAGUUUGAAUGAGUUCACAUCCAAGGUGAAGAGCUCACCUGCAUCAGUUUCUGAACCAGCACGGCAUGCAAACUCGUUAAAAGGACAUGUAUCAGCAUCUGACAAAUUGUCCCAGUUAAAUAUGCGGCUAAAUUCAGGAACUGAUGUUUUGCAAAGUCAGCAAAUUAGCAGCCCUGCACAGUCCAAGAGUGGGUCUUCUGUUCGUGAAGAUGGUGGCAAUUACAGUAACAAACCAGUAAAAGAUGAGAUGUUGGAUGUGAAACUAAAGCUAAAGCAGGUGGAACUAGACAUGCUCAAGCUUCGGUCCAAGCAGGCGCAGAUAAACAAUGGGAAGCAAGGAGCCCUCCCAUCAGGUUUGUCCUAUUGUUCUUUAGUCCCUUCUGUUUCUAUAUGAAUACAUUCAUACAAA
Molecule: messenger RNA, 1671 nt
Organism: Triticum urartu
Lineage: Eukaryota; Viridiplantae; Streptophyta; Magnoliopsida; Poales; Poaceae
Source: RefSeq, a predicted model, not a curated record